GCCUCCAAGUACUAUUCUUGGUAGUUGUUUCAUGUGACCCUUUUCACAAUUUUUCCACCAAUACUUACCAAACUUUUUUUAGCUAACACAUAUCUUGUACACAACCCAAAUAAAUAUCCUGUAUUUGGGGUUGUUCAAGAUUUGAAAUUUUUGCAGAAAAAUUGUUGUCUAGACUUGAUUUUUAGCUAGUAAAAGAUUGAAUUUUUUUUUUGUGAUGGGCAAUUGCAUAGGUUCCUCAGCUAAAGUUGAAGCUGCUCUUAGCUCUAAUACCCCUUCAGCUUCUGAAGCUUCAAGAUUUCCCAGCAAAAAGAGCAAUUCUUCUGUUCCAUCAAGCCUAAGUAUACCAUCCUAUGGUAGGAAAAGCAGUUCUGAAAGCCUUCCUACUCCAAGAUCCGAAGGCGAAAUAUUAUUUUCUCCUAAUGUCAAAUCCUUCUCCUUCAAUGAAUUGAAAAACGCAACGAGGAAUUUUAGACCUGACAGUCUUCUAGGGGAAGGAGGAUUUGGUUGUGUUUUUAAAGGAUGGAUCGAUGCGCAAACUCUUACUGCUUCGAAACCUGGUUCUGGAAUGGUGAUUGCUGUCAAGAAAUUAAAGCCAGAAGGUUUUCAAGGUCACAAGGAGUGGUUGACUGAAGUUAAUUACCUCGGGCAACUUCGUCAUCAAAAUCUGGUUAAACUCAUCGGCUACUGCAUCGAAGGUGACAAUCACCUAUUGGUGUAUGAGUUCAUGCCUAAAGGAAGCUUGGAGAACCAUUUGUUUAGAAGUAUGUCAGCUUUUUCCCUCUUCCUAGCUUUGUAUUUGUCUUACUGCUGUGAUUUCAUAUUUGCUAAUUGCCUCUCUGUUCUGCCUAGAAUUGUGUGUAUUUACAAAUUGGUGGUAAUUCUUGGCUUAAUCUUUGUUAAAACAGGAGGACCUCAGCCUCUAAAUUGGGCAACAAGAAUUAAGGUGGCUAUUGGUGCUGCUAGAGGCCUUGCAUUCCUUCAUGAUGCUAAAGAACAAGUCAUAUAUCGGGAUUUCAAGGCUUCUAAUAUUCUGUUAGAUGCGGAAUUUAAUUCAAAGCUGUCAGAUUUUGGUUUGGCAAAGGCAGGGCCAACUGGUGAUCGCACACAUGUAUCCACUCAAGUAAUGGGUACACAAGGCUACGCUGCUCCAGAAUAUGUUGCUACAGGUCGUUUAACAGCGAAAAGUGAUGUAUACAGCUUUGGCGUGGUGUUGCUUGAACUGUUAUCAGGGCGACGUGCUGUUGAUAACACAAAGAUCGGUAUAGAGCAGAAUCUUGUAGACUGGGCAAAGCCAUAUUUAGGAGACAAAAGGAAGUUGUUCCGAAUAAUGGACACAAAAUUAGAAGGCCAGUAUCCUCAGAAAGGAGCAUAUACAGCUGCUAACCUUGCUUGGCAAUGUCUAAGCAAUGAGUCCAAGCUCCGCCCUAAAAUGUCCGAGGUUUUAACUGCUCUUGAACAACUUCAAUCACCAAAAGGUCUUAGCAAACUCUCCCAUAUCGAGCAUCGGGGUAUUUCCAGCCCCGUGGCUGUAUCUUCACCUAUGAGACAUCGCUCACCCUUGCAUAUGACACCUUCGGCAUCUCCAUUACAAGCCUAUCAAAAGUCUCCUCGUGGAAGAUGACUCAGAGAGAAUAUACAUAUUUUGUUUUCUCAUUGUAUAUUUCACAUAUAUCUACCAAAUUUUGUUUAUAUGUUUUGAUGCAUUGGCAUUCCAAGAAUAGAUUUUUUUUUUUUUUGUCCAAUGCUGAAUUGCUUAUUCUGUAACCUAUUCAUACACUGAGUUAGCUCUCACUA
This is a messenger RNA of Lycium ferocissimum, 1794 nucleotides long. RefSeq names its product probable serine/threonine-protein kinase PBL3. NCBI's taxonomy places the organism in Eukaryota, Viridiplantae, Streptophyta, Magnoliopsida, Solanales, Solanaceae. The record is from RefSeq and is a predicted model, not a curated record. Gene Ontology annotation, biological process: protein phosphorylation. The transcript is spliced from 5 exons. The coding region runs from base 215 to 1621 and encodes 468 amino acids. Gene Ontology annotation, molecular function: protein kinase activity; ATP binding.